AUGGCUCAUAAACGGAGUCUGAACGCGGAGAAGAGAUAUAGAGCGCAAACGGGCGGGGGGCGUUCCUUCAAUGAAGAGAACGCCUUUGCGAACAAGAAUGACCCCAGCCCCUUUGAAAACGCCACAGAACAAGCUUUGUGGGAGUAUUUUGACAAUACUCCCACCACAGUCCCGUUCAAGGAGGGGGAAUCUUUUGUUGGAAAAAGAAAGAGGGCUGCAACCCCGGAUGAUGAUGUACUGUCACAUUCGCUCUCGCCGGAGCCUAACAUGGACGACUUUCUUAGUGACAGCGAGGACGACAGGGACAGGCGGCCGAAGCACCCUCGAGUGACAGAAAAGGAUAUGCUGGAAGAGCAAAUGCUACUCAUUCAAGAUCAACGAAAAUUCUUUCGCAAACUGAUGCAUACGUUGGACGUAUUCACUGAUUAUAUCAUGCGACAGCAAGACAGAUCGAAAGGAUACCAAGAAAAUCAGCAGAAAACUCCGACGGCGGAUCCAAAUAUUGAAGAGUCCUUAUUUUCAAGCCAGCAGUCAAUUUAA
Molecule: messenger RNA, 540 nt
Organism: Cylicostephanus goldi
Lineage: Eukaryota; Metazoa; Nematoda; Chromadorea; Rhabditida; Strongylidae
Source: the annotation of a GenBank genome assembly